Molecule: messenger RNA, 1072 nt
Organism: Brassicogethes aeneus
Lineage: Eukaryota; Metazoa; Arthropoda; Insecta; Coleoptera; Nitidulidae
Source: the annotation of a GenBank genome assembly
GUUUAUUUUAUGCCAUAGACCUUAGAAGCCAUAGAUGUUCAAAAACGAGUUAAUCCAAAAUAUCGUUCUGUAAAGUUUUGGUUUCAAAGCUGGAAAGCCAAACGUUCAGUGUAAUUUGGUAAUUAAGGAAUAAGCAGUGUUGCCAAUCGGCAGUUGGCAACUCUGCAUGUUGCGUGACGUCAUUAGCCAGAGUCGAGAUGUCAACAAGAGCUAAAAUCACAUAUUUAGAUAUGUGGCUAAAAUACACGAUAAACGCCGAUAAAAUGGAAAAGGCGGGAAAAAAAGUUUGUUCCAAGUAUUGUUUUGUGGCUUGUUGUACGAAUUCAACGCGGAAAACACCUGAAAAAAGGUUUAUCACCGUGCCGAAAGGAAAAGUAAGGGAAAACUGGUUUAAAAGAGCAGGACGCGAUUUAAAAACAUCGUCACUGCUCUCAUCAUUUUACUGUUGCGAGGAUCAUUUCAAUCUGGCAGAAGAUAUUGAAAACUACACAAGGAUAAGAUUUGAUCCUCGUGCUAAGGUUUUUUUGAAGAAAGACGCCCUUCCCCGCUUUUUUACCAGAGAAAAAAAUACCAUUGAAGAUGAAGACAAGUUUGUUGGAAAACAGAACAAGCGUAAAAAAGGUGUGGUAAAUACCGCGAAAAAAAAAGAUUUUGUUGCUUCUAGCCCCACAGAAGAAGAAAACGUUGAAGAUGAUAAAGACCAAACAACAUUAGUAAAAAUCGAAGAAUAUUCAGAAAAUAAUUCUUCUGAAUAUUCGCCCCUUUUUGUUGAUAUCUUUAAUAUUCAAGGUGAAAAAGAAGAAACAGUAAGAGUAAAACAAGAAAUAGACAAAUUUGAAAUUAAAGAAGAGCCCAUUGAGUUAAUAGAAAACAGUUUGGAAGAAAAAUAUCAUAAAAAUCAUAUAAAUCUUAAAAAAGAGCACAUAAAAAAAUGUUUAGAUGAAACGAUUUGUUAUUUAAUAGAAACUAGGCAAUAUUCAGAUUAUAUUUCAAAAAUUUCAUUUUUGGAACAGUUAAAAAAAGAACUUUAGGAUAAGAUGUUUUAUACUGCAAAUAUAUUUUUUUGUAUGAA